Molecule: messenger RNA, 519 nt
Organism: Aspergillus terreus NIH2624
Lineage: Eukaryota; Fungi; Ascomycota; Eurotiomycetes; Eurotiales; Aspergillaceae
Exons: 1
Coding region: 1-519 (172 amino acids)
Source: RefSeq, a predicted model, not a curated record
AUGCUGUUCUCCAAGCUCUUUUCUCUUGCCUCUAUUGCCGGCUUGAGCGCUGCUCUUCCUCACGUUGAACGUCAAGCCGCCAGCGGUGGGGUCCUUAUUGUCAACAAUCUCAAUAUCCCUGUCUACGCGUGGUCUGUGUCGGAUACUGUCAGUCCCAUGUAUACUCUUCCUGCUGGCGGCGGAUCCUACACGGAGCAGUGGCGCACAAACUCCAAUGGCGGCGGCAUCUCGAUCAAGCUCGCUACCGACCCAACCCAAGCGGAUGUCCUUCAGUUUGAAUACACCGAGGCUGGGGACACCAUUUUCUGGGAUAUGAGUGCUAUCAACCUCGGUCUUGACUCCGUCUUCACCGAUUACGGUUUCUUUGUCGCACCCAGUGCCGCUGACUCCACCUGCCCUGCGGUCAACUGUCAGGCCGGUGACAAGGCUUGUUCGGAUGCCUACCUCCAGCCCACCGAUGACCAUGCGACUCACGGAUGUCCCAUUAACACCUUCCUGACCCUGAGCCUGGGCAAUUAG